This is a messenger RNA of Biomphalaria glabrata, 1281 nucleotides long. RefSeq names its product leucine-rich repeat-containing protein let-4-like. NCBI's taxonomy places the organism in Eukaryota, Metazoa, Mollusca, Gastropoda, Planorbidae. Bases 1 to 1281 code for a protein of 426 amino acids. The transcript is spliced from 2 exons. The record is from RefSeq and is a predicted model, not a curated record. Gene Ontology annotation, molecular function: protein binding. Gene Ontology annotation, cellular component: plasma membrane.
AUGAUGGAGUGGAAUAUGUUUCAAAUCUUUCUGCUUGUUCUGUUAUGUGUCACUGUGUCUGUCAUUGGGCAAUGUUCUGUGUCUACUCAAUGUUCAGUGUGUGAUCCAGGAGGUCGUGCUGUGUGUGGAUCUAUAUGUCCUAAAGAUGUGGCACUGCCAGCUAAUAUUGUUUACCUAAGAGUGGACAAUGGAACGUGUGAUGCAUGGGCAAGACAAGGUACGCUAAGACCGGAAUACUUCGGAACUUAUAAUGACCUGAAAGUUUUAAAUUUAACCCAGGCUCAUGUGGACAGAUUUCAGCCAGUGGCCAUGUUUACUUCAAUGCCAAAUCUUAUAGAACUUUAUCUGUCACACAACCUAAUUAGAAGUUUUUCUCCAACUGCAUGGACUGGACUAUCGUCACUAGAACAUUUGGAUUUAAGUCACAAUACUAUAGUGGGCUUGGUUGCUCAGUCAUUUUCAAAACUGAUCAAUCUGAAACAAUUAGAUCUUUCAAAUAACAAAAUCACAAUGCAGAUACCAGACACAGCGUUUGCUGGACUUGUACAACUGAAGACUUUAUCCAACAAUCCCAUUUCAAAUAUUGGAUCAAACGUUUUCCAACCUUUGGUUAAUGUAGAAACAAUACAAAUGAACAAUUUAACUUUAACAAACAUUUCAAAUGGACUUUUGAGUAAUUUAAAAUCAUUGAGAACUGUGGACAUUUCCGAUAACAGUAUAUCUUCAGUGGCGAAUGAUUUCUUGACUGGAACAACUUUAGAUUUACUAGAUCUAUCUAAUAAUGUGUUGACAUCUAUUCCAUCUGACGCUUUCAAAAACUCUGCCACACCACCCAGAAUACUGAACCUGGCUUACAAUAAAAUAACCCAGAUCUCAAGUACAGAUUUAAAAGGUAUUACAGCUAACAGAUUAGAUCUAAGUGGCAAUCCAAUAACUACAGUCGCUGGUGACGCCUUUGAUGGAGCUUCCAUCUCCUACAUAGAUCUGAGCAACACAGGUUUGACAUCAUUACCUAACUCUACAGAGGCGUGGCUCAAAGGAAGUACAUCAACGAUAAAUGUACAUAACAGCAACUGGCAAUGUGAUUGCAACACAGUUUGGUUGGUCGAACUAUUGAUCAGUCAUUCAAAUAUUGUCUCACCAACUUGUGGAGCCAACUCUCAAUAUCCUGGUCAGCUCUUGUCCAGUGCAGCAAUUCAGAUAAGAGAUGUUUGUAAAUCAGCAUCAGGGGAAAACAAUCUAGAUCUAACAUUGACGGAUUGUAUCACAGAUACUGCUUAA